AUGUCGACGACGAAGGAGUUGGACGCGAAGAUCAAGGCGGUGCACGCGAAGAUAGAGUCCGGUCUCAAGGAUGACGCGAAGAUCUCCGGCGACCCCGCGGACGCGACCGCGCACCUGAAAGCCGUCACGAAGAAGAUGGCCGAGAGCAAGGUCCUCAUCAAGGAGUACGAGCGCGUCGCGAAGGAGGACCCGAGCGCAGACUUGGACGCCAUCGCGGACCGAAAGCGCGACUUCGUGAAGGAGCUGAACCGGUACGUGAACCAGAAGAAGUCGCUCCAGGCGGACAUCGCCGCGAAGGCGGCGAUGGCGGACGAUAAAGCGCCGGAAGCCGCGGCCGCGGGUUUCGCCGCCGCCGCGGCCGCGAAGGCGGCGUCGAGCGGGAAGGACGCGGGCUCGGGCGAAAAAGGCGGAGUAGGAAAGAGGGAAGAGCCCGCGAGCGAGAUCUCGCCCGCGGAGGACGCCGCGCUCCCGCCGAUGCCGCCGCCGCCGCCGACGACGUCGAAGAAGAAGAAGAGAGGCGAGGUGGUCGAACCCACGGACGUGGAGCUGCAAACGAUGGAGAUGGCGCAGGUGGUGGACUACGGACGGAGUAAGAUGCGCGAGACGGAGGAGAGCGUCGCGCGGUCGCGGAAACAAGUCGCGCAGACGAUCGAGUUGGGGACGCUCACCGCGGCGUCGCUCUCGAAGCAGACGGCGCAGAUGGAGAAGGUCGUGGACGACUUGGACGAGAUUCACUUCUCGCUGAAGAAGUCCAUGAAGGUGAUAAAGUCGCUGACGAAAGCCUUGGCCACGGACAAGUGCAUCAUGACGUUGAUGUUCAUAAUGACGUGCGGGAUCGUCGCGGUGAUCAUCGUCAACGUGACGGGGAUCACCGACGACGACGACGCGCCGCCGCCGUCCCCGGAGCCGCCCGCGCGACGGCGGCUGCUGGUCGCCGCGCCGCCGAGUUUGCACGCGGCCGGGGGUGGGGCGUGGGAGAGGUGGGGCGGCGAGGAAGGCGACGGCGACGGCGGGUGGUUCGGGAAGGCGUAUCGCGACGCCGCCGCGGCGAGGGACGCGCGGUUAUGAUCGUGAAGACGUCACCAGAGAAUUCGUUC
Molecule: messenger RNA, 1097 nt
Organism: Micromonas pusilla CCMP1545
Lineage: Eukaryota; Viridiplantae; Chlorophyta; Mamiellophyceae; Mamiellales; Mamiellaceae
Exons: 2
Coding region: 1-1068 (355 amino acids)
Biological process (GO): retrograde vesicle-mediated transport, Golgi to endoplasmic reticulum; vesicle fusion
Cellular component (GO): ER to Golgi transport vesicle membrane; late endosome membrane; endoplasmic reticulum membrane
Molecular function (GO): SNAP receptor activity; SNARE binding
Source: RefSeq, a predicted model, not a curated record